Molecule: messenger RNA, 862 nt
Organism: Culicoides brevitarsis
Lineage: Eukaryota; Metazoa; Arthropoda; Insecta; Diptera; Ceratopogonidae
Product: RNA transcription, translation and transport factor protein
Exons: 2
Coding region: 75-815 (246 amino acids)
Biological process (GO): tRNA splicing, via endonucleolytic cleavage and ligation
Cellular component (GO): tRNA-splicing ligase complex
Molecular function (GO): RNA binding
Source: RefSeq, a predicted model, not a curated record
UUGAAUCAGCAAAUUUGGCAAUUUAAAAUCGGCAACAAAAAUCUUUUUUUAAUCUUAAUAUCUAGAUAUUUACAAUGUUUAAGACGAAGCUAUCCGCUCUUGAGUACCACUCUGCAUCAAAUGUCAACAUUGAUGACCCAAAGGAAUUCCGAAAUCUAAUUUUGUGGCUGGAAGAUCAAAAAAUCCGUCAUUACAAGAUAGAAGAUCGAGCCGGUCUCCGAGAAAUCAAUAACACAAAUGAAUGGACGAAGGCUUUCGAAAAGUACAAGGAGGAUUUGGGAUGUCCAAAGGUAUUUACGACACAAGUGGAAAUACUCUCCUGGAUAUUGGGCUAUGCCACAAAACUAGAGUACGGCGAUCACGCGGAUAAGUAUCGCGGAGUCUCUGCCGAUAUGUUUGAAAAUAAGGGCCAGUCCCAGGCACCUACAAUCAAGUCUACCAAUCCCUUCGAUAAUCUCGAUUUUACGAGCAAAGAUUUUGAAGCGGGCGUGCGAAAUCUCGCAUUGAGAUUCGAUAUGCCCCAUCAUCCCGACCAUCUGGUACUUUUGCAAGGCAUUGCACGACUGGCAAGAGAUAACUUCAGUGUCGAGGCACUCAAAGAACAAAUACCCGAAGGAAAACCGUUUCCAAUUUUCGAUGGUGCAGGAUUCAAUUAUGAAAACGAGGAUAUGGAGACAGGAGCGCGAAUUUUACGAUUGUUGCAGAUCCAAAGUGUGCGAGAACUGCAAACUUUGAUUAAUGAAACCAUUGUUACUGUUCAAAAUCUCACCGCUGACCCAAAGACGGACAGCAAACUGGGAAAAGUCGGUGUGUAGAUUACAUUCAAAAAUCGAAAUACAUUAAAACUAUUUAUAUUUUUUGA